UAAUAAAUUAACUGGUGUUUUUGUGUCCGGCUGUCCUCUAAUAAUUCAUAAUUUUUUGUCUUAGCCCAAUAUCAAUCUAAAAUAAUAUGAAAUACUAAAAUGGAGUCAGAAAUGUCCACAUGUGACCAGGGGACUGAUAGCCAAUCACCAGUCUCAGAGCACAAUUCAUUGAGUGUAAAAUCAGAAUCCAGGUUGACUAAGGCCAUUGAAAGAGAAGUUUGUGGUGGUAGAAUAGCCAAAGUAGUAUCAGUAAGGUUGGAGGAUUCGUUUGAAGGCUGCAAUCAACAGAAGUUGUGUCCUUACCAGAUGGCGACUGUUACUGUUAAAAAGGAGGAGGAGGAGGAGGAUGAUAGCAGCCAGCAACCAGCUGCAGUGGAAGAUGAUUGCAUCCAACAACACUAUCUAAUCCCUGGCUACAACAUGAUCUUCAUCAAAGAUGAGGCAUAUGACGAUCAAGAGGCUGAAGGAAGUGCAGUGAAGAGUGAACCAGAGAUGUGGCCUUCAAACUGCAGCACAUCUGGCCGAGACUAUGCAACAGAAGUGGGUGGACUGAAUGAGCAUUCAAUCUCUCCAGUGGAAAAGUGCACUGAGUCAUCGGUGGCUGGUAAACAGACCAAGCUCUACAGCUGCGUUCACUGUAGCUUUAAAACACCACAGUUUAGUAAUUUGAAGAGACACAUUAGAAAACAUACUGUAAAACAUUUCAGCUGCCAGUUUUGUGACUACAAAAGUGCUCAGUUUGGUAAUUUGGAAAUACAUACCAGAAAACAUACUGGAGAAAAACCUUUCAGCUGCCAGUUUUGUGACUACAAAAGUGCUCAGUUAGGUAAUUUGGAAAUACAUACCAGAACACAUACUGGAGAAAAACCUUUCAGCUGCCAGUUUUGUUACUACAAAAGUGCUAGAUUAGGUAAUUUGAAAGCACAUACCAGAACACAUACUAGAAAAACAACUCUUAGCCAAGCAUAAUUUUGUCAACCCUCACUUUCUUAUCAAACUUUAUUAAAACAGUUAUCUACUCUA
This is a messenger RNA of Nilaparvata lugens (brown planthopper), 1023 nucleotides long. Its product is annotated as zinc finger protein 513-like. Gene Ontology annotation, biological process: regulation of transcription by RNA polymerase II. Lineage: Eukaryota; Metazoa; Arthropoda; Insecta; Hemiptera; Delphacidae. The transcript has 5 exons. The coding region runs from base 100 to 969 and encodes 289 amino acids. Gene Ontology annotation, molecular function: RNA polymerase II transcription regulatory region sequence-specific DNA binding; DNA-binding transcription factor activity, RNA polymerase II-specific. The record is from RefSeq and is a predicted model, not a curated record. Gene Ontology annotation, cellular component: nucleus.